AAACACCAAAAGAACAACUGUAAACAUCAACUACUCGGUGCAAUCUCAACCAUCCUACGUCAGAAUUUACACGCGUAUCAUAGCGCGCUCGGGUUUUGGCAAAUCACAAACCAAGUCACAGAAAAGUAACGCCCGGGCGGCGGGCGGCUCUGAGGCCCGCUGCCCUUCCGCCUGAACUUAGCGCGCCAACCGCCAUUCAAUGAGAUCUUAGCGAUAAAGUCCGGCCCUUCUUGCCUAUAAAUUUUUUCUCUUCUUUCUUCUUUCUCUCUCCUCAGAUCAAUCAAUCUUCUCUCACAUACAUCACACAAUGGUUUACCCUGAUACUUUCCAAGGAUUCGCUGGCUACUCCUACGAGGAGUGGAACAAGCCCAAGGCUUUCGAGUACAAGCCUAAGCCUUUUGGCCCCAAGGACAUCGACAUCAAGAUCGAGGCCUGCGGUGUCUGCGGCUCUGAUGUCCACACCAUCACCGGUGGAUGGGGCAAGACCCCUCUUCCCUUGAUUGUCGGCCACGAGAUUGUCGGCACUGCCGUCAAGGUCGGUGACGAUGUCGAGUCCAUCAAGGUCGGUGACCGCGUCGGUGUCGGCGCCCAGAUCGGCUCCUGCGGAUCGUGCGACGACUGCAAGAACGGCAGCGAGCAGUACUGCAACACCUGGAUUGACACCUACGGCAGCACCUACCCCGUCGGCUACCACGAUGGAUCCGACGGCAACGUCACCCAGGGAGGUUACGCCUCGCACAUUCGCUCGCACGAGCAGUUCACCUUCCCCAUUCCUGACGCGCUCGAGAGCCACCUCGUCGCUCCCAUGAUGUGCGCCGGUUUGACUACCUACUCGCCCCUCAAGCGCAACGGCUGCGGCCCCGGCAAGAAGGUCGGCAUCAUCGGAAUCGGAGGUCUCGGCCACUUUGGUAUCCAGUGGGCCAAGGCUCUCGGUGCUGAGGUCUACGUCUUCUCGCGUACCGACGCGAAGAAGGAGGACGCCAUUAAGCUCGGCGCUGAUGUCUUCGUCGCCACCGCUAACGAGAACUGGGCUGCUCCUCUCAAGAAGAAGCUCGACAUGAUUGUCUGCUGCGCCAACUCCUCGUCCAACUUCGACAUUGGCUCUUACCUCUCGCUCCUCAAGGUCCACGGCCACUUUGUCAACGUCGGUCUGCCCGAGGGUGAGGGAUACGUCAUCAACCCCAUGUCCUUGCUCUCCAACGGUGUCUACAUCGGCGCCACCCACAUCGGAAGCAAGAAGGAGGUUCUCGAGAUGAUGGACUUGGCUGUCGAGAAGGGCGUCAGACCCUGGGUUGAGACCAUCCCUAUCAGCGAGGAGGGAUGCUCCAAGGCCCUCCAGAAGUGCCACGACAACGACGUCAAGUACCGUGUCACUUUGGUCGACUUCGACAAGGCUUUCGGCCAGUAAAUUAUUUACGGUUCUUCUUUACAGUACAAUUAGAUUAUACACUUUAUAGACUUACAAUUGAAUGUGUAUUCACAUAGGAAGUU
Messenger RNA from Myxozyma melibiosi, 1491 nucleotides. RefSeq names its product chaperonin 10-like protein. The coding region runs from base 308 to 1408 and encodes 366 amino acids. Gene Ontology annotation, molecular function: alcohol dehydrogenase (NADP+) activity; zinc ion binding. The record is from RefSeq and is a predicted model, not a curated record. The transcript is spliced from 2 exons. Lineage: Eukaryota; Fungi; Ascomycota; Lipomycetes; Lipomycetales; Lipomycetaceae. Gene Ontology annotation, biological process: alcohol metabolic process.